Messenger RNA from Cercocebus atys (sooty mangabey), 3032 nucleotides. RefSeq names its product coiled-coil-helix-coiled-coil-helix domain containing 3 (gene CHCHD3). The transcript is spliced from 9 exons. The record is from RefSeq and is a predicted model, not a curated record. Gene Ontology annotation, cellular component: MICOS complex; mitochondrion. Gene Ontology annotation, biological process: inner mitochondrial membrane organization. The coding region runs from base 1589 to 2215 and encodes 208 amino acids. NCBI's taxonomy places the organism in Eukaryota, Metazoa, Chordata, Mammalia, Primates, Cercopithecidae.
GCUUUAAGAUUCUAAAAAUGAAAGCUCAUUUUUUUCUCUUUAAGAGGAAGUGAUAUAUUUUUAUUACAUGCAUGGGAUUGAAGGAGUAUGUUAUUUAAUAGUAGAGCAUUGGACUAGAGAUUGGGAAUUACUGCUUCUGGUCUUGAUGCUGCCAGUAACUGAAUGUUACUCAGGGUCUCUUUUUUUUUUCAAGUGUAAAUUGAGUCAGUCUUAGAGGGAUUUUCCUAGGAUGUAUCUCAGCUUCGCACAUGAGUUUCAGCAACAUACCCAGUGGCUGUCAGUUGUUGGAAAGAUGCAGCUGGCCCUGGCAUUUUCAAAUAGAAAGUCUUCGUGUCUUCCCAGAAGGGAGUUGUAGUUUUUUCCUUCAAAGAGCACGCACAGCAUUUGAUCUGUAGCCUUUCUGUUUUCCAUCUCACUUCCAUUCUGGUUUGGGCCCUGAGAUAUAAGUAACAGUUCAGGUAUAGGCUAUUUAGUUUAUUGAUGUAUCACAGGGCCUUGAUUAGUACCUGGCCUGGGAGACAUCUGUUGAAUGAAUGACUUAGUAUAUAGGAGCUUGCAGUCUAGUGGAAAGGCAGAAAGUUGAAUGUGGAAAGGCUAAUACCUGUUCUUUCAUUGAGACUGUAUUGGAAGUUUGAGAAAGGAACAGUGGGUACAAGGAAUGGUAGCUUUAGGUAGGCAGGGUUGGGAUGGAGUGGACAACUGGUUUGGUCAGUGAAGGCUUGGAUGUUUAGAGUGGGUCUUGAAAGGUGACUCCCUCCCAAGGGGCCAGGAGAGAAGGCAAUGUAGGCAUGUGCAAAGGCAAGGAGAUGGGUGUAGAACAGGAUAUGAAAUAUUAAGGAAAAAAACCUAGAAUUUGAGGUUGGAGAGUUUGGCCAUCACCAAAUGAUGAAGUCUUGAAUGCUGUACAAAGAAUUUGAAUUUUUCUGUAAACAGACAGUAGCUAUUGAAGAAUUUGAAGUAGAGAGUUACCAUUAUCACAUUUGCAUUUUAGGCGGAUGGUAGCAGGAAUUAGGGCAGGAGAAAUGGGAUGAGAGAAGAGAGGAAUUUAUUAAAUAUUUAGGGGUUGAUGAAGUCAUGGCUAAGAAUGAGAGAGAAAGAAGAGUUGAGAACAAGCCCUAUGUUCGAAUUUAGGAAGCUGGGUGUUUGUGGUGUCAUUAAUGAGGUAAGGAAGGCAGGAGAAAGAAGAGAUUUGUGGCAAACGUGAGUUCAAUUUUGGACACUGGGUGUGAGGUGCUUCUGGAUUGCCGGAAGGAAGUUUUCAUUAGACAGUUCAGUGUGGAGACCGGGCUUCUGGGAUAUAGGUCUCAAGCUCGAGCGAAUGCAUUUAUUAAUGGAAUUUAUUAGUUUAUCAACAGCAGUUAGAAAUCAAGAGAUUGGAUGAGAGUACCAGUACAAGAGCACAUAGAAUAAGAAGAGAAUAAGGGCAAAAGACAGAAUGUUGGGCCCUUCAGCAUUGAAGUGUAGGCAGGAGAGGGGAAGCUGCAAAAGAGAUAAGAUGUGGCCAGAGUUGUCGGAGAACCAGGACAGCAGGAUGUCAGAAAAGCCAAGGGAGGACUUUCCAGAAGAGGGGAAUGGCCAGAGGUGUUAGAUGUUAAAGCUUUCGGAAAAUGUGAUUGAUCGAAUGAAGGAAUCCUCUCCAUCUGGUUCGAAGUCUCAGCGGUAUUCUGGUGCUUAUGGUGCCUCAGUUUCUGAUGAAGAAUUGAAAAGAAGAGUAGCUGAGGAACUGGCAUUGGAGCAAGCCAAGAAAGAAUCUGAAGAUCAGAAACGACUAAAGCAAGCCAAAGAGCUGGACCGAGAGAGGGCUGCUGCCAAUGAGCAGUUAACCAGAGCCAUCCUUCGGGAGAGGAUAUCAAGCGAGGAGGAACGCGCUAAGGCAAAGCACCUGGAUAUUGAAGACAAAGCUAGGCAGCUGGAAGAGAAAGACCGAGUGCUAAAGAAGCAGGAUGCAUUCUACAAAGAACAGCUGGCUAGACUGGAGGAGAGGAGCUCGGAAUUCUACAAAGUCACCACUGAACAGUAUCAGAAAGCUGCUGAAGAGGUGGAAGCAAAGUUCAAGCGGUAUGAGUCUCAUCCAGUCUGUGCUGAUCUGCAGGCCAAAAUUCUUCAGUGUUACCGUGAGAACACCCACCAGACCCUCAAAUGCUCCUCUCUGGCCACCCAGUAUAUGCACUGUGUCAAUCAUGCCAAACAGAGCAUGCUUGAGAAGGGAGGAUAAAAACUUUCAGAACGAGCAAAACACCAUCAACGUUAAUUCCAGAGAUGGAACAUUUUUUUUCCUAGUAAGAAAAUAACCCAUUUGAAGAGAAGACCACUAAUGAGAAGACCACUAAAGAGAGACACCAAGAAUGGAUUCAGCAGAAUCAUUUCACAUUUUGAACAGGAGCAGUUUGAAGGGCCAAAGCCGUGAUCAGGGAUCAGUCAUUAAAGGACGCACUUCAGUAUUAGUAAACCCUCUUAUGAUGAUUAAAAGAGAAGGGCAGCCCUCUCCACCAUUUGGUACUUUCUAUUCAACUUCCACUGACCAUAAAAUGUUUCUCUUCUGAGCUAGCCCCAUCAUGUGGUGAACCUGCACCCUAACAAAGUAGGAUGGGGUGGGGGGCUAAAUUAAUUGGAGUUAGGUGAGGAGAGAGAGAGAAAACAGAUCUGGAGGCCGCAGUGCUGGGUGGAGAGAGAGAGAAAACAGAUCUGGAGGCCGCAGUGCUGGGUGGAGAGAGAGAGAAAACAUAGAUCUGGGGGCAGCAGUGCUGGGUGGAAUUGUCGAGGCUGUGGCAUGUUGGGUUUCUCUCUCUUUUCUCCUUUGAUUAUGUAAGAGCUGUUUCAUUUUAACUUAUUAUGGUGAUUAUACAGGCAAGAAGACAAAAAGGAGAGAAAAUGUACCUCUUCUACUGGAAUAAUGUUUAUGAUUACAAGUGAGAUACGGUAUUUUUAUCAAUAUGAAGGCAACCUUGGCUGAUGUAACCUCUAUAGUGAAUACUCACCUCUUUACUUCACUCACUAUCAAUAAUAAAUAUAUUUUCUGACAAAGACUGGCA